UUCUCGUGGUGUCGCAGCAGAAAUCUCCAAGAGACGACGACGACGACGACGACGAGACAAACAAGCAACCAGGCAGACGCAGACAGAAGCAGCCAUGGCAAACUCCAACGUGCGCUUCUCCGUCACGGAUGACGACGACGAAGAGCCAAGCCAAGACCCCGUGGAGGUUGAGAAGCUCCGUAAUAUGCACCUGCAGAAUCCUCUCGGACAGCAAACCCCGCAGCCGACACCAAGCUUGUCGGGCCCUAGCAGCGCCAGCGUCAGCAGGUCCACCUCGCAGCAGCAAGAUCAUGCCGCCCUUGCAGCAGCAACAGGUAGCAGACGCUCUUCCCGAGCAGACAUCUUCCACGGCUCGCACUCCCGCAUCCACUCGCCAGACAUCUCGCCGCCGAGUACACCGCGCAAUGACCCAAAUGAUCCUUAUCGGCGCUCGGCGCGUGUACCUCAGUCAAAGUCGCUCGCAGACAUUGCUCCACAAUUCAUCUUCCAGAAGCACACAGCAUCGACACACUCGUCGCAUACACAUCUCAAGGACUUCUUCAACAACCAUCACGAGAAGGUUGACAAAGGCCACAAGUCUCACUCGGGCUUUGAUCUCGGCCGCUUCUUCAGACACGGUGGCAAGCGCAGCGGUACAUCGACGCCUACAGGAUCCACGUCUUCUGUCUACAUGCCAGAGUUUGACUCAAAAGUCCCCAAAAAGGUCAAGGGCGACAAUCACGACGGCUUGCAUCAAAAAUACGGCAAGGCCGGCAAGCUGCUUGGUGCGGGUGCGGGUGGUUCUGUGCGCAUCAUGAAGCGCAUCUCGGAUGGCCAGCUCUUUGCCGUCAAGGAGUUUCGCGAACGCGGCACAACAGAAACGCUCAAGGAGUACAACAAGAAGGUGACGGCCGAAUUCUGCGUGGCUAGUGCAAUGCAUCAUCCGAACGUCAUUGAAACACUCGAGGUGCUCAAGGAAAAUGCGAAAUGGUACCAAGUCAUGGAGUUUGCGCCCUUUGAUAUGUUUGCCAUUGUCAUGACGGGCAAGAUGUCGCGGCCAGAGAUUUUCUGUUGUUUCAAGCAGCUUCUGCGCGGCGUAGAGUACUUGCACGGCAUGGGUUUGGCGCAUCGCGAUCUCAAGCUCGACAAUUUGGUUGUGGACGAGCACGGUAUUGUCAAGAUUAUUGACUUUGGCAGCGCGAUUGUCUUCAAGUAUCCAUUUGAAGAAGAGAUCCACGAAGCAACGGGCAUCGUGGGCUCUGACCCGUACCUCUCACCCGAGACAUGCACCAACAUACGCUAUUCCCCUGAGCCGGCGGACAUCUGGUCGUGCGCCGUCAUCUUUUGUUGCAUGUGCCUUCGCCGUUUCCCCUGGAAGUCUCCGCGGCUAUCAGACAACUCGUACAAGUCGUUUGCCAUGGCUGACCCGCUAUCUGAGGAAAAGUGCAAGCCAGAAGUGCUGCGUCUUGCACCGACGGAGCAGCAGGUACCGGCGUCGAGCGGCAACCCACAGCCCAUCAUCCGUGGUCCCUGGCGGCUGUUGCGCCUGCUACCAAAGGAGUCGCGCUCAGUCAUCAAGGGGAUGCUUGAACUUGACCCGGAGAAGCGGUUCUCCAUGCACGACAUUGUAUUGGACGACUGGAUCCAGGCUGUCGAGAUGUGCUACGCGGACAAGCAUACUAAUACGUUCUACAAGAGCAGCAGCCACUCGCACCAUCUCAUUGGCCACGAGACGCAGAAGAAGUAGCUGCGCCGACUGGCAGGUUUUGCUUAGACAUGUUCGUACUUGAUGCUUCUUUGUACUUGCUUGGUCUGUGUCUUCUGUCCAGAUUGAUGGGCUAAUAUCUAC
Messenger RNA from Protomyces lactucae-debilis, 1828 nucleotides. RefSeq names its product kinase-like domain-containing protein. Bases 95 to 1726 code for a protein of 543 amino acids. NCBI's taxonomy places the organism in Eukaryota, Fungi, Ascomycota, Taphrinomycetes, Taphrinales, Protomycetaceae. Gene Ontology annotation, molecular function: ATP binding; protein serine/threonine kinase activity. Gene Ontology annotation, biological process: intracellular signal transduction; protein phosphorylation. The transcript has 2 exons. The record is from RefSeq and is a predicted model, not a curated record.